AUGCGGAUUAUCAACGGCAGCGGAUACAAAGAAGACGACAGGAGGGACUUCAGACGCCUGGUGCAUCAGAACGUAGUGGCCGCCAUCCAGGCCCUCGUCGUCGCCAUGACAACACUCAACAUCAACUAUUUUGAUGACAACAAUUUGGUUCACUCAAAGAGACUGUCCCAGGUGGAGGUGCAUACGGUGUCCUCUCUGGAGCCCUGGCAGACGGAGGCCAUCGGGAAAGUGUGGAACGACCACGGAGUCCAGAUGUGCUACGACCGCCGAAGGGAGUUCCAGAUCUCCGACAACGCCAAAUACUAUCUGAGUGAUUUCGACAGGAUCGCACAACCGUCAUACAUCCCGACGGUCCAAGACGUCUUGAGAGUCCGAGUGCCCACGACCGGAAUCAUAGAGUAUCCAUUCAGCCUGCCGUCCACGCCCUCUGUAACCUUCAGGAUGGUGGACGUCGGCGGUCAGCGAUCAGAAAGAAGGAAAUGGAUCCACUGUUUUGAGAAUGUCACUUCCAUUAUCUAUCUGUCAGCUCUGAGUGAAUUCGACCAAACUAUCUCCGAAAACCAAACAGAUAAUCGACUGAUGGAAAGUCUGUCCUUAUUCAAGACGAUUCUUUCGUAUAGCUGGUUUCAAGAAUCUUCCACUAUUUUGUUUCUAAAUAAAACAGAUUUACUAGAAGAGAAGAUUCCUCAGUCACAUUUGAACACGUACUUCCCGCAGUAUACAGGUCCAAAGUGUGACGCAGAGGCAGCAAAGCAGUUCAUUCGGCAAAUGUUUAGGGAUGAGUACGGCCACCGGCACGCACCGCUCUACACACACUUCACUUGUGCCACCGACACUGGAAACAUAAAGAAAGUCUUUAAGAACGUGGAGGACACUGUGUUCAAACAACUCAUCGAUGAGUUCGUCCCCAUUUAG
Messenger RNA from Knipowitschia caucasica, 915 nucleotides. The record is from the annotation of a GenBank genome assembly. NCBI's taxonomy places the organism in Eukaryota, Metazoa, Chordata, Actinopteri, Gobiiformes, Gobiidae.